Lutzomyia longipalpis is the source of this 1035-nucleotide messenger RNA. RefSeq names its product putative odorant receptor 71a. The coding region runs from base 109 to 999 and encodes 296 amino acids. The transcript is spliced from 2 exons. The record is from RefSeq and is a predicted model, not a curated record. Gene Ontology annotation, molecular function: odorant binding; olfactory receptor activity. Gene Ontology annotation, cellular component: plasma membrane. NCBI's taxonomy places the organism in Eukaryota, Metazoa, Arthropoda, Insecta, Diptera, Psychodidae. Gene Ontology annotation, biological process: detection of chemical stimulus involved in sensory perception of smell; sensory perception of smell.
ACUCGAAGGACAAUUUCUCCUUUUAUAAUCUUUAUCAACAUCUUGUGCAUCUUAAAUCAACUUAUUGCAACAUCAAAGGCAAAUGAAGUUCUCAACUUUUUCAUUGCAAUGCUAUCAAUUGCAGCAGUUACAAAUGUUUUCUGCAAACUCGUUACCGUGUCGUACUUUGAGGAAGACAUUGAGAAGCUUUUCUAUUGGAUUGAAAAUUUCUACAUUGAUUAUUCUGCGACAAUUUUGGCGGAAUUUAAAAGCAAAUAUCUCGCAAGAACUCUGCCAUAUCUCAAACUUUACAUAAAGAUGUGCAUAAUUUUUGUGUGUGGUUUCUUCAUCUACGCAAUUAUCUCGUACACUAUUAAUGACAUUCUCGUCAUGAAGGUGCCCUACCUGUCCAAAGAAGUCAACGUUUUCAUUCAGCAAGCAAUUUACUUUGGCUACAUUUUCUUCUAUGGCAUCCCAAUUCUCUGUUUCACCAGCACAGGAUUAAUCUUCAUCGGUAUCCUCAGACUUUUCAAUGAGUUCAUUGAAAAAUUUGAAACUACUGACGUCCCGGAAAGUGAAUCAAUGCUCCUUCUAUACAAAUUGCACCUUGAUAUUUAUGAAAAAUUCAUAAUUUAUGAGAAAAUCUUUGCAUACUGCUUGUUCUUCGACAUGACCCUCCAUGGGGGUGCAAUGAUUAUUGUUCUCCUCAUUAUACACCUUUUCCCGGGACUCUAUGUCUUCUACUACAGCUUCUCCGUGAUGUGCUUUCAAGUAUUCAUAUACUGUGGCUUUGGGCAGUUUAUUCUGUCCGAAACGGAGAGAAUUCAAAUAAGUCUCUACCUGACUAAAUGGUAUGAGAAACCACCAACUACGCAGAAAACUCUUCUACUCAUGAUGACAAUGGCAUCGAGACCAUUUGGCUUGAAAGCUGGUGGAAUGUACCAUAUAAAUUUAAUGUUUUUCAUUGAUAUUCUGAAAGUUUGUUUCACAUACUAUGCUAUUAUUUAUGCUCUCUUGUAAAUUGAGAGGGGGAACUUUAAGAAGGAGUUCUUGUAU